Messenger RNA from Acanthaster planci (crown-of-thorns starfish), 2566 nucleotides. RefSeq names its product mitochondrial coenzyme A diphosphatase NUDT8-like. The record is from RefSeq and is a predicted model, not a curated record. Gene Ontology annotation, molecular function: coenzyme A diphosphatase activity. Lineage: Eukaryota; Metazoa; Echinodermata; Asteroidea; Valvatida; Acanthasteridae.
CCUGCACUACGCGAAUUUAUUUUACACAGAAUGCUGGUGAAAUCCAACUUGAAUAAAGGCUUUAAUCGUGGAUGUAGAGGAUUUUUUCAGAGGGCUAGGGAAAUAAGGUCCUAUAUUUCAAUGGGGGAAGCUCUUACGUGGCAUGAAAACUGGUCUCCCCUCAACUUCUCAAGAACCAUUUAGCACCGGUGAUCACUGUAUGCCACCAACAGCUAUGACCCAGUUUUUGCUUUAUGUAAAUGAACUUGAAUGUAUCGUCUACGGUUGGCCAUGACCUAGAAAUGACAUUUUGCAGUAGUACAUACACGUACACCAUGUGUGUGCGUGCUGUACAUUACAGGUUUGCCAGACGUCUUUGUCACGGUGCGAAUAGAUUCAAUGGAUUGGUAAGUAUUUGGUUUCGAAGGAAGAAGUGUAGUCCCGCGGUUAUUUUUCAGCCACAAGAAAGAACAAAAAAUUUUGACUUUAGCAUGGAGUAAGUACGAAGACCUGCGCCAACACGUCACAAAAUUUCUCUCAACAUCCAACGCCAGGGAGGCACAAAUUUCAAUCAGGCCACCUCAACUGUAGCGCAACCCUAAAUCCUUUGAUCAGGUGGACUCAGCUGUUGGCCCGAAUUCAGCAAUGUCUCUAUUUGUGAAAUUUCCUCUACAACUCUCCCCGUGUUGGAAGGAGAUUUCAAAAACCUAUUCAACAAUGUGUCUUUGGGCAAAAAAUGGAAGCCAGACCAGAGACGUUUCCAAAAUCAGAUCUCUUAAAUCUGAUAAAGGUGUUGCAUCCAGUCUGGAUUUAAUGGUACUUUCUGAGGAAAAUAAGGUCAGAGUAAUGAAGCGAAUUUCAACCAUGAAGCCUUCAACAACUAGAAUUUUAUUCAAGAGGAUUCCAACACGAUAUGCAGGAGUUUGUGUGCCACUGUGCAAAGUCAACGAGAUUCCUUCAAUCUUAUACACUCUGCGGUCGCAGUUUGUAAGCAGGCACAAAGGUGAAGUCAGCUUUCCCGGUGGAAUCAAGGAUGAUAAUGAUGUAGAUGCCACACAAACAAUGUUCAGAGAAUUGAAAGAAGAACUUGGAAUUUGUGCAGAAUCAGUAGAAAUAUGGGGACAGUUGGUUCCGUCAGUUCCUGAUCGUUCUGGAAAGACAUCAGUUACAGCGAUUGUUGCUUAUAUUGGUGACAUUGACUUGACAGAACUUCAGUAUGAUAAAAAGGAGGUGGAGUUGGUGUUCACAUUACCCAUCUCUCAUCUCUGUGAUCCUCAAAAUCAUGGCUACACCCGCUUUGAUCCUUCCAAGUCUACUUCUGCUUCCACUAAAGAGAUUGGACCAUAUGUCUUACCGGUCUUCCGUGGAGCUGGCUAUCAUAUAUGGGGCUUGACUGCUGUGUUGACUGAUUUGACACUGGGGGUACUUGCCCCAGAUCACUACAAAUCGCUAUUUUUCUAAGAAGGUGUUAAGAAGGUGCUGUUUUGGAAGUGUAGUGACAUGAUGAAGCAUCACAUGGCAAUACAGGAAUUAACAGAUUUCCUAACAGGCACAAAUCCUGCCUGUUAAAUUAAUUCACAUUGACUGAUUUUAGAUGGUGACAUGAUCAAAGAUGAACAAAGAAUGGACUGGAGCUUAGAUAAAACCUGUACCAAAUCCUGCUACAUACAAUUUCUUUAUAUAUUUUAACAAACUUAAAAUAAAAUGUAGGUGAAUUAAAAUGUCAUUAUAUUUAAAUUGUAUCAAGAUAUUGUAUUAAUAGCCUGAAUGUCAAGUAUUUUUAUGGAAUUAAUUUAAAUUUUUGGAUUUAAUUUCCUUUGGGUCGAGGCAGACUUAGAACUUGCCAUUUACACACUUGUAUGCAUAGUUUUGGGAGAUUGAUAUUUAUAACUUUCAUUGCUUUGCUUUCAGCUUAUUUCAGCCUGAAUUUAUCUUUUUGAUUCCUUGGGAAAGAAAUCAGUUAAAAGGAUUUCGCUCCAGGGAAAUAUAUAUUUCACUACAGUGUAAAGCUGGUUACGUGACUUGCAUUCAUUCUUUGAAUCUGCUUGGAGAUUUACAGACAGUGUGUUUGGUGCCAGUUUUCUCCGCAGAGGGUUUUACAGUUCAUACAUGUUUGUACUUAAUAGAACAGGGCACGAAGUACAUGUACAGGUUUGUAAAUGGACCAGACAUGUACACCUGCAAAUUUCAAACUAACUGGAGCAAGAAACCUUUUCAUAGACAUUGCACUAGACUAUUAACCUUUUUAGGAUUCUAUUGAUGCUGUAGACAUUUUGUCUACACCGAGUUGGCCCUGAAGAAAGUGGUCAUGCAUGGCCUAGUUGUGAGCUAACGUAACAAAACACUUUGCGGAACUUUUAUAACUUUCAUAGAUGGGAUAGGUGUUUUUACAUGUAUGUGCAUGUAAUGUUUCCAAGAAAUUAGUCUGGAGAAAGUCAAGGUCCCAUAGUAGAAAUAGUUCUUGGAGUCAACACGCACAUAUGUAUAUAUGUAGUACAGUUUACAUGUACAACUGUCAAAAGCACAACAGACACAAAUCCUGAUAGAGAAAUAAAGUCCUCUUGCUUCAUGCAGACAGUGCUUUAAA